CUCUAUCUUAGUUUUCUUCUUACAAAAGUCUUUUUAGUUUUCGACCAAAACUUAUUAUCACUACAACAAUGGCUUCCAACAGCGGACUCGUCAUUUGUUUCGGGGAGAUGCUAAUUGAUUUUGUGCCCACUGCUUCCGGCGUUUCAUUAGCCGAUGCUCCUGGCUUCUUGAAAGCCCCCGGCGGUGCACCGGCUAAUGUCGCCAUCGCAGUGACAAGACUCGGUGGAAACUCGGCUUUUGUCGGGAAAUUAGGAGACGAUGAAUUCGGUCACAUGUUGGCUGGGAUCUUGAAACAAAACAAGGUUUCAGUCGACGGGGUCAGUUUCGACGCCGGAGCAAGAACCGCAUUGGCAUUCGUCACCCUCCGCUCCGACGGAGAGCGCGAGUUCAUGUUCUACAGAAACCCUAGCGCCGACAUGUUGUUGAAACCCGAAGAAUUGAAACUCGAUCUCAUCAAAUCGGCCAAGGUAUUCCACUACGGAUCCAUCAGUUUGAUCGUCGAGCCUUGCAGAUCCGCCCACAUUAAGGCUAUGGAAGUGGCCAAGUCGGCCGGGGCUUUGCUUUCCUUUGAUGUUAACCUCCGAGAGGCGCUUUGGCCUUCCAAGGAGGAAGCCAAGGAGAAAAUCCUUAGCAUAUGGGAUUACGCCGACAUUAUUAAAGUUAGCGAUGUCGAGUUGGAGUUCCUCACGGGAAGCGACAAGAUCGACGACGAAUCUGCCUUGUCCCUAUGGCGUCCGACCAUGAAACUUCUCCUCGUAACCCUCGGUGAAAAGGGUUGUAAGUAUUAUGCUAAGAAUUUUAAGGGUCAUGUCGAUAGCUUUCAAGUCGAUACAGUUGAUACCACUGGCGCCGGAGAUUCGUUUGUUGGGGCUUUAUUAGCAAAGAUUGUGAACGAUGAAUCAAUUUUGGAGAAGGAAGCAAAUCUUAGGGAAGCCCUAAGGUUUGCAUGUGCAUGUGGAGCCAUCACAACAACUAAUAAGGGUGUAAUUCCAUCACUUCCUACUGAAGAUCAAGUUCUCGCACUCAUAACCAAGACAAUCUAGAAAAGUUAAAUUUCGGAUAUUAAGUAGCUUCUUUCUUCUUUUUUUUUGUCCCC
This is a messenger RNA of Oldenlandia corymbosa var. corymbosa, 1096 nucleotides long. Lineage: Eukaryota; Viridiplantae; Streptophyta; Magnoliopsida; Gentianales; Rubiaceae. The record is from the annotation of a GenBank genome assembly.